This is a messenger RNA of Gekko japonicus, 1210 nucleotides long. It is a transcript of the gene HES1, whose product is annotated as hes family bHLH transcription factor 1. The record is from RefSeq and is a predicted model, not a curated record. The transcript has 3 exons. NCBI's taxonomy places the organism in Eukaryota, Metazoa, Chordata, Lepidosauria, Squamata, Gekkonidae. Gene Ontology annotation, cellular component: nucleus. Gene Ontology annotation, molecular function: DNA-binding transcription factor activity, RNA polymerase II-specific; RNA polymerase II cis-regulatory region sequence-specific DNA binding; protein dimerization activity. Gene Ontology annotation, biological process: regulation of neurogenesis; anterior/posterior pattern specification; Notch signaling pathway.
UGUGCUGCUGCUGCUGCUGCCGCCGCCACCGCCACCGCCGGGAGCCGGGCCGCGAGACUGUCCCUCCCGCGCGGGGGCUGCAGCGGCGCUCUCCCUCCCUCCCUCCCGCGCGGCCAGGAUGCCCGCCGACCUGAUGGAGAAGAGCUCGUCCUCGCCCGUGGCGGCCACCCCGGCCAGCGUCCACGCCACGCCGGACAAGCCGCGCACGGCCGCCGACCACCGCAAGUCGUCCAAGCCCAUCAUGGAGAAGCGGCGGCGGGCGCGCAUCAACGAGAGCCUGGGCCAGCUCAAGACCCUCAUCCUCGACGCCCUCAAGAAGGACGUGAGUCGCCCGGCCAGUUUUCCAAGGGUCUCCUUCUCCUGACUGCUCCUUCCUUCUCUCCCAGCCGCUCUCAACACGGACCCUUCGGUGCUGGGCAAGUACCGGGCCGGCUUCAACGAGUGCAUGAACGAGGUGACCCGCUUCCUCUCCACCUGCGAGGGGGUGAACACCGACGUGCGCACCCGCCUGCUGGGCCACCUGGCCAGCUGCAUGAGCCAGAUCAACGCCAUGAACUACCCCGCCCCACAGCCCCCCUCGGCCGCCCCGCACGGGCCCUCUUUCGGGCAGCCCUUGGUGCAGAUCCCUGCUGGAGCGGCACCCCCUGCUGGCAGCGUGGCACCUUGCAAGCUGGGGGAAGCGGCGAAGGUCUACGGAGGCUUCCAGCUGGUGCCGGCCUCGGAUGGGCAGUUUGCUUUCCUGAUCCCGAACACGUCGUUUGCGCCCCACGGUGGGGCCGUGAUCCCCCUCUACGCCGGUGGGGGCAUGGGCCCUGGGCUGCCCCCUCCCGCCGUCUCUCCCGCAGCAGGCGCCCCCUCGCUCACCGCAGACUCGGUUUGGAGACCUUGGUGAGACUGGCAUGGCCUCAGCUUCCCCGACUCCUGGACUUGUCCUCCUGCAGAAGCGUCCGGUGGCUCUCUGCUGACCGCCUGUUUGCUCCCGCGCUGUAAAUAUUUCCUGUUCCUACUGGAUUGUGCCUUCUCUUGUUCCGUAGCAAAGAGGCUCCCCUUUGAUGCACUCUUCUCUUCCCAGCGCUGCCUACGUGGACGGGGUGUGCGUGUGUGUGUGAGAGAGAGAGAGAGAUCUCUGGAUCCUUUUCCUUUGUCUCGUGUGACUGGUUCCCCCCCCCCCCUUUUUAAGUGACCCCAAAGAUUUGUUUAUAGAACAAAA